Gavialis gangeticus (Gharial) is the source of this 1679-nucleotide messenger RNA. It is a transcript of the gene RPH3AL, whose product is annotated as rabphilin 3A-like (without C2 domains). Gene Ontology annotation, molecular function: small GTPase binding. Gene Ontology annotation, biological process: intracellular protein transport. The transcript has 9 exons. The coding region runs from base 199 to 1143 and encodes 314 amino acids. The record is from RefSeq and is a predicted model, not a curated record. NCBI's taxonomy places the organism in Eukaryota, Metazoa, Chordata, Crocodylia, Gavialidae.
GCUGCCACAUAUUUAUUUAAGGGCUGAGUAAUGCAAGUUGUCUAGAGUGCACCUCAUGUUGCCCAGGACUACACAAAAGCUGCUCGCCUGAGUGUUGAGGCCGUGGGCCCUGCAUGUGGAAGUGGACUGCUAAGGCACGGUGUGAUCAUCCAGGUGGAGGUGGUGUGAUUGCUCCUGCCUUAGCGCUAGUCAGUGGCCAUGGCGGACACGAUCUUCGGCAGCGGGGUGGAUCAGUGGGUGUGUCCCAAUGACCGGCAGCUGGCACUGAGAGCCAAGCUCCAGACAGGCUGGUCGGUGCACACGUUCCAGACGGACAAGCAGAGGAAAAUGCAGGUGCUGAACCCAAAGGAGCUGGAUGUCAUCCUGGAGGUCAUUCACCGGGCAGAGAAGCUGGACCUCGUUGAGCAGCAGCGCAUUGGGCGCCUGGUGGAGCGGCUGGAGAACAUGAGGAAGAACGUGAUGGGGAACGGGCUGUCUCAGUGCCUGCUGUGUGGCGAGCUGCUUGGGCUGCUGGGCUCCACGGCCGUCUUUUGCCAGGACUGCAAAAAGAAAGUCUGCACCAAGUGCGGGAUCGAGACCUUGGGGACCCAGAAGCGCCCUCUGUGGCUCUGCAAAAUCUGCAGCGAGCAGAGAGAGGUCUGGAAGCGGUCCGGCGCGUGGUUCUACAAGGGGCUGCCCAAGUACAUCCUGCCCUCAAAAAGUUCCAGCAAAGCCAACGACCUGUUUGUGCGGCCACAGCAACCAGAGUCUGCUGUGCAAGCAGUGAAGGGCAUCGAGACCAACCGGUUCUACACCUGGGCCAGAGGGAGAGUGGUUUCUAGCGACAGCGAGAGCGACUCAGAAUUCAGCUCUUCCAGCCUGGAAGACAAGUCCCCGGCUGCGAGGUUACCGGGGUGCAAGUCCAGCAAGCACCAAGCAGAGUCAGUGUCUAGCAGCGAGCCUCUUUGGACCCCUGGCAUGGUCCUAGGGAGCACCCACUCUGCUGCCCUCUUGGAGAGCCGCAGCAGCCUGGGCAGCGAGCGUGGUGGAGGCCUCGGCACUGUGGAGAGCUGCCAGAGUGACCUGCCAGCGGAGUCAUCGGACAGCGACGUGAGCAGAGCCAUCCCUGGCAAACGGCGCCUCCACACAAGCCCCCGCCGCUGAUGGGAGUCAGCAGCUUGCAGCUGGACCUGGAUCUUGUCUCGCCUGUCCAGUCCCGUGUUGUCAUCAUGGAUUAUGUGGCCCUGGCCCUCUGUGGCCCCUGGGAUGCCAGGAUUCCCAUAGGCCUUAGUUACACCAUGCUGCCUGGCACCAGGUGUUGCUGUCCUCUUGCCAUAGUCAUUUGCUUUUGCCUCCUGCCAGCUGACGAAGAAUGGGAGAAGUUUGGCUCGGAGGGGACUGGAGCAGGUGACACCAUAGUACCCAGGCAGCUGAGUGCGAAGAUGUCUGCUGAGACUUCCUCCCCUCUGCUCUCCAAAAUGAAGAGCCGCACACUUAGCCUGCCUCUCUACAGGCUAUCUCAGCACAUCGUGGCAGGGAGGCAUCAGGAGCACUGGACUGGGAGUCAGCAUACCUGCGUGGUACUCUUGCCUCAUAAAGCAACCUUGAGCCAGCCCCCUCACGUCCUGGCUGGGGAUUCCCUGUUUGCAAACUGGAGGGGGCAAGAGGAUUGUCCACUGUAGGAAGUGCUUUGGGAGCCU